Messenger RNA from Coffea eugenioides, 1553 nucleotides. Its product is annotated as clp protease adapter protein ClpF, chloroplastic. The record is from RefSeq and is a predicted model, not a curated record. Gene Ontology annotation, molecular function: protein binding; DNA binding. The transcript has 9 exons. Lineage: Eukaryota; Viridiplantae; Streptophyta; Magnoliopsida; Gentianales; Rubiaceae. The coding region runs from base 204 to 1220 and encodes 338 amino acids.
GUAAAAAGAAAAAAAAAAUCAUUUUUUUCUGGGACUCUGAUAACUGAAGUGUAUUUGUUCAUGACUUUUUAAAUCCAAUAUGUUUCGAGUAUCGAAGAAAGUCCCAGAAAGAGAAAUAUCAAAGUGAACUUGAAAAGGGCUGCAUUCAUUUUCGACUUUGCUCAAUUAUCAAUUAAGCUGCUGUGUGUUUGCUUUUUCAAGCAAUGGUGCAAAGUAUGCCGGCAAGCACCUUGGCUACCUCCAGAUAUGGUGGUUGUUUUGGUUCCUUCCCUGUUUGGAGGAAACCUUUUGGGCAAAUGAAAGAAUCCCAGAUGAGUUUUGGUGUUGAAAAACAGAAUCUUUGGCAUCAUUUCAGCCAAAGCUUACUGUUUAUUGGUCAGUCAGACUUAGGAGGGUGCCGAAAUGUGAGGGUUAAUGUUGGGUGGCCGUUUAAAGGAAAUAAUCAGGGGCUGAAUGCAGCUUCUGAGCGUAGUGAUAGCGCCAAUGAGGAUAUAUUGAUGUUCUUUUUCCAACUGGACUUGGCAACUCGAGUACAGUAUGCUUUGAACUUGGAGCAGUAUGACAUUGCGAAACAAUUGAGAGACAAGCUUAAUGAGGUUGAAGAAGAGGUCAUCAGACAGCAAGAAACAAGAAAGGGUACAACCUCAAAAAGUGAAGUUCAAGACAUGGCUAUAAGCAUCUUACGCCUAAAAGCAGAUCUGCAGAAUGCAAUUGAAAGUGAAAACUACAGUUUGGCAGCUGAAUUAAGAGAUGAAAUUUCAAAAUUUGAGUCAGAGUCCUUAGCUGCAUCGGUGAAAGCGCAAGCAUAUCAGAAUGCUCAGUAUGCAUUUCGUUUGGGGCAGAAAGUCAGGCAUAAGACAUUUGAAUAUCGAGCAGUAAUCUGUGGUAUGGAUCCAGUCUGCUGUGAAACAAAAUCAUGGAUGGAGACCGCAAAUGUUUAUAAGUUGACUCGUGGUCCAGAUCAACCAUUUUACCAGGUUUUGGUUGAUGUGUACAUGGACCCCAAUCUGUUAGUUGCAUAUGUUCCGGAGGAGAAUUUAUGUGCUCCAGAUAAACCAGACAUGGAAAGAUUUGACCAUCCCUAUGCGUCGUUCUUGUUUUAUGGGACGGAUGCUGCUGGAGACUUCAUCCCAAUCAAGCAGCUGAGGGAAAAAUGCAACAGGCCACGGCAUGAGAUUCCCUAUGAUCCGGACAAUGAGCAGAAUGGAGAUGACAUCUGAAUGGCAUAGUGCUAGAUGGGAGUCAAGGAGCUUCAGGAGAGGCAGAAACCAUUUUUUUGUACCAUUUUGCAAUAGAUAUUGACACAACUUCUUCAGUAUGAAACGCUCUUGAGCAGCUCGUCUGGAGCAUCUUUAACCAGGAGUUGUACAUUACCUCUGAUUAAUGCGUGUAACACAAGGAAAAGUAGUCAGUGGAGAUCUUGAGGGCCAAAUUCAAUGCUGCUUUUGUAAACUCGAGUAGUUUGUUUUACUGUACAGAAACAGAUGUCCUGAUUCUUUGUUGGACUGUAGGAUUUGCUACUGGAAUAAUUUAGCAUGUUGGCUUUGUUCAGA